CAACAGGCAUCGUUUAAUCCUUAUCUGAGCGAAGGUGUGUGAUACUCUGGGCGAGGGGUUUACAGGACGCAGGAGCAGCGGCGCCUCCGUCGGGGUCAUGGCGGCGUCACAGAGAGAAACACAGCGUCCACGUCUCUGUUUUAUAAUCUGCGCUUCUUCUUCCCUUUUACUCCUCUUCCUCUUCAGCCAAGCGUUCAGAGACAGACGGCAGGAUGAGAGACACAAAAGAGACAUUCUGGACUCUACAGAAAUCCCAGCAGAGCACAUCGACCCGGCCGCCAUCGACCUCACUCCCCUGGUCAAUACUUUAAUAAAUACGAGCCAAUCGGGCUCCCGACAGCUGUUCUCCCUCCUCAGUGUGACGUCCUACAGCUCUCUGGCUCUCCAUAAACUCACCCUGUUGGUCUACAACAUUUCCAGCAUCAGAAGUUUAGAAAGCAGCCAGUUCAGGAGGAGAUUCUGUUACUGCGUCACUAACGAGACCAACGAUCUCACAGACUUUACGGCGAUCCUGUUGGACGUGAUGGGAAACUCCACCAGUUACCUCCACGAGCUCUUUAAAUCAGCCUCCAUUUUAUCAGUGAGCCAGAGGAACAACUCCGACUGUAUCUACAUCUGUGUGAUGGCCGGGAAGAUGGGCAGAGAGGUGUCCGAGCUGUGGGAGGUCGACUCCAUCACUCCACUCUUCAACCAGACCAUCGUCGAAGGACCGCACACAGUCGGUAACGUCUCCUCCAUCAGACUUCCUGUCGAGUGGAACCAACUUUCCUCCAAUCUGAGUCACAUCCCGCCGUCCGGGAUGAGUUCACUGUCGACCAGCAGAGUCCACGUUUCACCAACAACUUUAGAUGAAACGGCUGCAACAACAGCGAAGAUCACAACCGUCAGAAUGCAGACAACGACAACAACAACAACAACAACACAAACAACAACACAAACAACAGCAACAACAACAACAACCUUACAACCAACCACCUCCCUGCAGCUGACCACGCUAACAUCCACCCGACCCACAGCGCUCUCACCGGGUGUUAGUCCAACCACGGCUGGACGUCAUCCCGGCACCACAACCCGGCACACGACGGCCACCGGACUGUCGCCGGUUCGACCCACAACCGGACCGACGCUGGCCAGAAGGACUACAGGUCCUCUCAGGAGAACUACAACACCCAGCAGACCUGUGGAGAGACCAGGUUGUCCUUGGAGGAGGCCGGAGCUGACCGACACCUCGCCCUCCGGCAGUACGACCACCGUCGGCGCUCACAAGCUGCAGCCCUGCGUCCUCGAGCUCUGCAAGUUCUUCUCUCAGUGCCUCUGCAGACCCUUCGGCCACAAGACGCGCAUGAAAAGAUACUGCGACGACAGCCACGUCUGGUAUGAAAAACACACGUCUGAAGUGUGCCGGCGAGUCAGGAGAGUCUCCUUCUCCAGAAAUCUCAAACAGAGAUGCCUGACAAAGAUGUGCAAUAAACUGUGACAGAGAGAAAGACGAGGGAAACAAAGAGCUGUUCAUCCUCACAGGAAGUGACUGAAACUACAAACUGCAGCUGGUGGAACAAAGUUAUUGAACAAUAAUGAACAUUUUCAUAUUUAUCACUGUUAAUCGUAAUCAUCCACACAGUGAUAUAAUGUAGUUGUUAGGGCCAGAAAUACAGAAACCUCAGUUUGGAUAUCUGGAGUUUGUGUGUAGAGACUGUUUACAUGUUGACUGAAUGUCUGCGACUAUUUAUGAAAAUCAUAUUUAAUAUCAAACAUCUCUACAAAGAGUAGAAAUCAUGUUUUUUUUUUGUCCAUUCAAUAAAACACAGUUGGUUAAUUUU
This is a messenger RNA of Dicentrarchus labrax (European seabass), 1820 nucleotides long. RefSeq names its product HERV-H LTR-associating protein 1. Bases 98 to 1477 code for a protein of 459 amino acids. Lineage: Eukaryota; Metazoa; Chordata; Actinopteri; Moronidae. The record is from RefSeq and is a predicted model, not a curated record. The transcript is spliced from 15 exons.